Molecule: messenger RNA, 2638 nt
Organism: Amoebophrya sp. A120
Lineage: Eukaryota; Dinophyceae; Syndiniales; Amoebophryaceae
Source: the annotation of a GenBank genome assembly
CGCACCGAGUCGCCGUCACCAUUCUUGUUUCAAAAACAAAAACCUUAACGCUAACCUAUUGAAUCGUAUUCACAAUGUCCACUACCCGCAACGGCCACGGGAAAGCGCGCAAGCGCGGUACGCCACAGGGCGCCUCAGCCUCCUCCCCGGCAACUCAAAUUACUGCGAAAAACACGACUGGUACAACCGGUGGCGCAAGACAGGUGCACCGCUCAAGAAGACGCGAGCAGACCCCCACCGGAGGUGCAGCUAGCAGCAAAAACAUGGCUUUUUUUCCGCCUAAUAAAGCUAGUACAAAAUCGCUCACUACGCAAACUGCCAAGCAGAGCUGCUCUCAUUCUUUAGCAGCUGUUGCAGCACCAUCAACCCACCACCAGCGCACUGUUCGUUUACUGCAACUCGCGUUCAUCGUGUUUCUCUUCCACGGGCAAGCGGCGCUGCUUACCGAAGCGGUUUUCCAACACGACGGUUUCCGGUUCGGGUGGGUCUACUGCUUGUUUGAGUUCGGUUUGUACGUUUUGUUGAUCCCGUUGUGCAAUUGGAACAACCGAGGUUUUUGGGAUGAAUGGAACUACGCGGUGCGAAAAUCCGUCUGGAACAGGCUGACAUUCGUCAAAAAUUUGAUACAACAUCAAGGGAAGAUGUCAACACAACUCACUACACAUACAUUAGCAAAAAAUCAGCAGAGCUCGCCCUCUUCUACAACUGCAACACGAGUUCCAUCUUCGAUCUUACAAGUCGAAGAGCACGACCCUGCCUUCCUCUCCGGCGUUUUACUGAUGAUUUCGCAUGGCGCUGGGACCUCCGCCUUCGAACAUUUAUCUUUCACCUUCGGAGCCAUGUGCAAGAGCGCAAAAGUCCCCUGCAUUCUGCUGGGAAGGCGGUUGUACGGGAUGGUCCUUUCUUCAUCUGGACGGCGACAGAGCGAUGAGAUGAAUGUUGAAGCGAACAAGAAGAUUAUCACGUCUCAGGAAUACAUCGGCAGUCUAUCUGUUUUCUUCGGUCUCACCGUGUUUGGAGUUGGGGAGCGGUUCGAGUCCCCCAGGUUUUCCAUCUACGGCCUGGCCUUAAUGCUGUUGAACAUCUGCUGCGCAUCCGUUGGCGUCAACAUUCAGCAGGUGUUUUUGCAGCAGAAGAGGAAACAGACACAAGCUUUUCCUUUUGCUACACGAGCCGCAAGUCAACAUCGUGCGCCGCAACCUACUACUUCUACCAAAGGUCGCGAAGUAGAUCUGCUGAUGAUGAUCCAGUACUCCGUCGGAUUUGUGUUGCUGGUCUGCUACACCAUGCUGUUCGCAAAUGAGUUCCAGAACUGGUACUACUGGUACAGUGAGCGGGUGUCGUAUGCAAGAAAAAAUCUGUGUAAGUGUAAAAACUCUGUAAUGCAGAACAUGCAACGGAGUUACACCUGUCAUGCCAGACAACCAUGAAGUCCUCUUUUCAUGUGUGUUUUCCCUUACAAGCCGCGCAUGACAGGUUUUCUCCGUCAUGUAGAGCAAAUUUGUGACGCUGCCAACCAAAGAAAGUUAAACUAACACAGUUUUUUUCUUGGAUAUUUUGACCCUUGCAGGGUUCAGCUGGGACGAUUUUCUCGGCGUCGAAGUAUGCACUGCAAGAAAAGUAUCGUACUCGUACUAAUUGCAUUUAUGCAUUACAGAUCUUUCUGUUAAGGCAAAUCCGCAAUACAAAUUCAAUUUGUAAUGCUAAGCCAAUUUGUAAUGCAAUUUAUACUAGUACGAUGCUUUUGCAUUGCAUACGAAGUCCGAAAGGACUACUUGCUUUCCGGCCUCGUCGCGACAGGAGAUUCAACAUACCUCCAAAACAGUUCAUCUAGUUACCUCGCGAGAUUGCAGAAUUUCUUUUACGCGAAGCCGCACGACUCGAACCCGGCAAUUUUCAGACUCGGAAUUCCGAUGCAAACUGGGAACAAGGUUUUGAUUCUGAUGUUCCUCGACAAUUUCCUGUCCUUCUGGGGCUUGCGAAUCAUUUUUAAAAUCACGAAGGAGUACGACGCGGCGAGAACAAACGCGAUUUGUGGGUGCAGGAAGAUGAUAACCUUCGCUUUGUCCUACGUUAUCUUCCCGAAAGUCUUCGGUUGGUACCACUUAUUCGGGUUAGUCUUCGCAAUUCUCGGCGGAAGCUUGUUGCACGUCGGAGCAGAGGGAAAGGGACACAAGAACGUUGGGAAGACAGGAACAGCACGCGGGGGUCCAGAAAGCGACGACGGAGCUCUUUUUUCAGGCGACCGGGACGAGGAAGAGGAAGGCCUGGAAGAUCAUCAUUCGCCUUUCGUCAGCAGCGCCAGGUCGGGGGUUCACUACCUCGCAACUAGUACACCCGGAGGUGGGACUUCUGCUGCAUCUUCAUCGUCUGCAAAAAAGCGACAAAUUGAACACGCGGGUCGUUUCUUACCAAGCCCGAUUUCAGCUAAAAUGAAAGACGAGGAUCUACUUCUGCAGGAAACUGCCUCUCCUGGAAGCAAAAACAACAAAAAUGCUAGUGCACGGAAGAAAAAGAAAACAAAAUGACAAACAUGUGAAAUUUCAAUCGCGGUACUACAGACACAGGACAGUCCCUGCUUACAGUAGCCACUUUCUCUUUCACACCUGGCUCUACAGUACUAGAUGCUGUGGAGGAU